Molecule: messenger RNA, 4476 nt
Organism: Fusarium keratoplasticum
Lineage: Eukaryota; Fungi; Ascomycota; Sordariomycetes; Hypocreales; Nectriaceae
Product: Protein kinase domain-containing protein
Exons: 8
Coding region: 1-4476 (1491 amino acids)
Biological process (GO): protein phosphorylation
Molecular function (GO): protein kinase activity; ATP binding; protein binding
Source: RefSeq, a predicted model, not a curated record
AUGGCCGACUUUCAAUCCUUCUCCAUCUACACCGCAGCACCCUCCGCAACAGAGCUCGUUAACCGUCCAGAUAAGACCUUUGCCGUCAAAGGCCAAGCCGAGUUCCUCGCGGUCGCUAUCGCUUUAGAUGUGCCCAUCCUCAGCGCCAACAACAAUGUCAUUGCGAGCAUGAACACGCUCGCAGCGGGCGCUGGCGCCUCGUUUGCAGUCUUUGCCUCUUCCGAAGAGAUGAAUUUGAAUCCUGAAGAAGAUUUUCUGAAUCCCUCCCAACAGGUGCAGAAGUCGUUUAAUGAGGCCAAGUCGGGGAACAAGUUUCAGCGCUAUGUCACCAAGAAGAUUGUCACGGCGCAGGGAUUCGCGAGCGAUGAUUCUCGACAACUCGCCGCUGUCAUUAACGAGAUACGAAUACUUUCUGAUGAGACAAUCCGACAAUGCGACUUCAUCGUAUCCAUGCUGGCUGUUUCGUGGAGCGAGUCUCCUAGCCUUGGACGAUUCUGGCCUCAAGUUCUACUCGAAGCCGCAGACGAGGGCACUCUAGCGGAGUAUUUAUCUGCUGUAGACAUUGACUUCAGGAAUCAGCUUGCCAUAACCAUGGAGAUUGGGCGCGGCCUUCAGUUCCUCCACUCCCAAGGCAUCGUCCACGCCGACCUAAAACCAACAAACGUCCUCGUCUUCAGCAACGGCUUCAGACAAGAGCAGCAGGAACUGUCAGGAAAGCUCGGCAUAACCACAGUUCGCGCAAAGCUUUGCGACUUUGGAUACGCAGUCAUCAUCGAUGACUACAAGUCCGAGAAAUUAUUUCAAGCGAGGAUCGGUAGCUACCCUUGGAUGGCGCCUGAGCUUGAUGCCGAGGAGACUAUCGAGUUGGAGAACCUUCACAAGACCGAUAUUUACUCUCUUGGAUUGCUUGCUGCUAGCAUUUUCAUGAAUGGCAGCUUACCCUUUGAGGGGAUCACACCGGAUGAGGUCUCUGACAUCAAGUCAAGGUUGAAGGAACAUCCGGAUACGGCUGUUGCAACGGUGAUGAAGAAUAUCAAGAGCAAAGCCUCACUUGACGAGUAUCAAGAGGAGUAUAUACAAGUAUUCCUCUCAGGGACAUGCGUGCCCUACCAGGCUGACAGAGUGUCGCUGUCUGCGAUUCAAAGCUAUCUGUUUCUGGGCAUGAUGCAACAACUUGGAAAGGGCAAACCGGCGAUACCCCUGGAGUGGUUCCCCGACCUACGCGAGGCGGGAGAGAGCUAUCAUGAUGCUCUACAAGCGCUCGAGAGGAAGCAUUCAAAGUCGGCACAGGGAGAGACCGAGGAAGAUCCCAAUGUGCCGCAAAUACUACUCGAUCUUCGAAGAAUGCGCGACGAAGUCAUUUCCAUUCAGAUAGGCGACCCCGAGUUCGAAGAGACUCUUGCAAACGCAUUCCAGGACCACAGCCUGAAACCAGCAAAGGUCCGAAAGUUUAGGAAGGCUUGGAAGACUGACGACGACUUUGAGGAGAGUAAAGACUUUUUUGAUCGGAUGGAUGAAGUUUUCGACCGAGCUAUUCUUAAAACACCCGAUUUUGCGUUUGAGCACACUUUGACUGCCGCUUUGAUGCCUCGCGUAGCUCAAAAGGAAGUCAUCGAGGAUCUCAAGGCAACGUGUGACUCCGACUACAUCGAGGAUCCGGUCGCGCCAUUCCAUCUGGCUGGUGCGUAUUUCAACGGCCAGGUGGUUGAUCCAUCCAUUGAGGAAGGUCUUAAGUACCUCGCAACUUCAGCCGUGAUGAAGAGCCCGGAGGCUGUCUCGUUGAUUCUGAAUGUCUUUGAUGCUUGCGAGGCUUCUUUACCCGAAGACAUUCGAGCUGACUUGCUAGCAACGAUCAAGACUUACGGGACGACGACAUUUAGCGGUGCACAGGCAACUCUCUUUGAUCACCCUGUCCCCAGACAGAUUGAGCACCACACCGUUCUUGGAAACAUCUGGUCCAAGCGAUGGCCUGAAGAGUACGAAAAGUGGCUGACCACUGAUCGGAGGAUCCUCAAUACCGUGUUUCCCGCCAACAAUAACCCGCUGUACUUGAGAGCCGAGCCAAAGACUGUAGAGCCAGAGUUUGACUUUGACCAGUUGACGACUUUCAAGAUGGGCGGUCCUGACAAACUUGAUCCUUCAAAGAGACUGGAGUUUAUUGAAGAAGUUACUCUGUUCGGAUGUCUUGAAGCUUGCAGUGACUACGGCUUCACGCUGUUGCAAGUUGCUGUUGUCAAGGGCGAUCUUGAAAUGGUCAAGAUUCUUGUCCUCGAGCUUGGUGCUUCUAUCAACGCACACGGGAACACCUACCGCUGGACUCCGUUACUACUUGCCUGCCAAUGUGGCUACUUCACAAUGGCCAAGUGGCUGGUCGAGCACGGUGCAGAUCCCACGAUUCGAGAAGAGCUCAGUGGGGCAACGAUUCUUCACUCUUUGCACCGGUUCUCUAACCGUCAAGAGUGUGAGGAGAUCCUCGACAUUGCUCUUUCUGCAGACAUCGACAUAAACGCCCCUCUCAAGAAUGGACUCACGCCGCUUCAUGCUACAUUCUCGGGCUGGGACUACUCCGCAGGAACAGCUGCGAGACUUCUCCUCGAGUAUGGCGCAGAUCCAACAAGACAGGCAGAAGAGUGGGAUGGGCACUUUGGAUUUGUGACUCCCAUCACCCUAGCCGCCAAGGUGCUCGACGUUGACUUGUUACUUGAGAUGAUAUCGGCAGCAGAGUCCUUCAUCUCCAUUGCUGGUCUAUCCGCACGUCGUCAACUCAGCCAUGCCAAAGCACAAGCAUUCUCCGCCCUGACAACAAGAACUCGGUUCUACUACAUGGCGACUGCGGGGAGUGGCUACAUGAACAAGCUUGAGGCCACCAUCUCCCUCCUGGCAGAUAAAGACAUGCGAGACAUUGUAGAUGAGCGACGCCCCGAGGAUGAACGGGUGGCGGACACUUGCUUGGCAAUGUCGAUUCACAAGGCUCGAGGAUUUUUCAUCGAGGCGCUUUUGAACGUCUUUCCUGACACGAAGGUUGAUGCUCCAUUUGAAGGAUUAUCACGAACAUUUCUGCAGAUUGCCAUUGAACGACGAAGCAUCGAAGCUAUGCGAUGUUUGAUACAACAUGGCGCAAAUCUUCUUGCCAAGGACAUACGAGGUCGAAAUGCACUUCAAGUGGCAGCUCACUACUUUCCGGCUGUACUUCCAGAGUUGGUCAACCUCGUGGAGGGGUUGCCACUUGAGAAACGGGGAGGCAAAAGCAUUAAGGAGAUUCUGGAGAAUCAAGACAAUUCUGGUCACACACUUUUUGCUCAGCUUCUCCUCGAAGGGUACGAUGAGGAAAGGCAGCUUGCAGAGUCUGUUCGCGUAAAGUACGGUCUGCAACACGAUUACAAGAUGGGAGGGGAUGGUGACAAGUGGACGACCCUUGUCGGGUACAUGGUUUCGGCUGCUGCUGCCGAUGGUCUCAUCCCGAUCGAGCAUGUGCAGUACUUGCUUGACUUGGAUCCAGCACCGGAGUAUGUCUGUGACUCUGAGGGUAGAACGCUGCUUUCUUUGGUAGUCCAAGGGUUCUCGGGAUCGCGAAACUUGUACGACCUCCCCUGUCAUCAGAUCACAGCAAUGCUACUGCAGAAAUAUCCUGAUUACGAUACCAUUUUUACCCGCUCCAAGACACAACGCACUGUUCUUCACGUUGCUGCCUACUGGUCCAACAAAACGGCUCUCCAGAUGAUCAAAGACCACGUCCAGCGCAACCACCCCGGAAAGCCAGUACCAUGGAACCUCAUCGAAGGGGGGAACACAGUCCUUGACUUUGCGUCACUAGGCGUCAGAGAAAAGGCCCUCCCGGCACUUGGUCCUGAGGGGAACAAGGUGGCCACCAGAUCGACGAAGAAGGCGGCUUUGGAGUGCUACAAGUUCUUGAGGGAGAAUGGGGCGUUGCACAACUGGGAGUUGCAGGGCACUAUGGUAGCGGCACGGCUGCUCAUCUACAAGGUGGACUUUGUCAAGACUGGCCUCUUUAUGCGAGUGGCGACAGAACGGCUUGGCCUUGGAGCACCAGAAAUGGAUCUAGAUGGAGUCAUCGAAGUCGCCGACACAUGCAGCCCAGGUGCUAGGCUUAUCCGCCUCCCAGUAGUUCAACUAGCCUGGCGAUACAACAACUUCUUCCUCAGAUUCUACUCUAUCCGUGUAUCUUCUCUAGCCAUGGAAGGUUUCGAGCAGUUCCGCGCUUGGUUUGAGAAGCGGAUGACCAAGGACGAUCCCCGAUUCUACGAGAGCCUCGACCUGCCCCCAGGACUAUACCCGUACAAGACUCUUAGCUAUAAGCAUUCUGUGCCUCACACCAAUGAGACAGUUGAGUGGACCCGAACUGGGCGCAUCUGGACUGAAGAGGAGUGUGAUGAAUUACGAGCAAGGUUUUCGGCGUUGUGGGAUGUGUUUUUUGGAGAGAAUGAGCGGGAAUUUCUUGAGAAGCUAGCUGAAUGA